Messenger RNA from Suillus paluster, 270 nucleotides. RefSeq lists its product as uncharacterized. The annotation marks the transcript as partial. Lineage: Eukaryota; Fungi; Basidiomycota; Agaricomycetes; Boletales; Suillaceae. The transcript is spliced from 3 exons. The record is from RefSeq and is a predicted model, not a curated record.
ACCCUAGUGCGUCGCAUGACCAUCCGUCCCAAGCACAUGCUAGGAGCUAACAAGCUCAUAAGCCAAGGAAUCAUCAAAGUCGCCGGUGGUCUCUUGACGCCUGAAUCACAGGAUGCAGAGCCUCAUAAUAGAAAGUUCAUGGGGUCUGCGCUGAUCUAUGAAGCCGAGAGCUUGGAGGAUGUAAGGAGGCUUGUCGAGGCGGAUUUGUAUUGGACGGAAGGCAUUUGGGACAAGGAGAAAUUGGACAUUCUUCCGAUGGUGAUGGCAACU